Molecule: messenger RNA, 1032 nt
Organism: Nestor notabilis (Kea)
Lineage: Eukaryota; Metazoa; Chordata; Aves; Psittaciformes; Psittacidae
Gene: CEP43
Product: FGFR1 oncogene partner
Exons: 12
Coding region: 1-1032 (343 amino acids)
Biological process (GO): microtubule anchoring
Cellular component (GO): centrosome
Molecular function (GO): protein binding
Source: RefSeq, a predicted model, not a curated record
AUGGAUGAGGCAGAGUUGCGAGCAGCUGUUUUUUUGGCACUAGAAGAACAAGAGAAAGUGGAGAACAAAGCACCUCUGGUAAAUGAAAGCUUGAAAACUUUUUUAGGUACAAAAGAUGGUCGUUUGGUAGCAGGUCUUGUUGCAGAAUUUCUACAUUUUUUCAAUCUUGAUUUUACAUUGGCUGUUUUCCAGCCUGAAUCAAGCACACUAAAUGGCCUUGAUGGUCGAGAAAACUUAGCUCGAGAUUUGGGAAUUACAGAAGAAGGAGGUACUGUGGGUGGUCCCCUGUUAUUGGAGGUUGUUCGAAAAUGUCAGCAGAAAAAUAUUUCAGACAAUGGAGAAGUGGCUCCAGUUCCAAGUGAUAGCCUGUGCCCCACAUCAAAAUCAUCUGAUGGAAGAUCAAGUACACACCCUGUACCAAGUAAGGCUGCUGAAACCACUCAAAAUGAUACAAGUGAUUCAUCAGGGGAAGGAAGCAAAAGAAGCAUUCAUUUUCUGCCUAAUGAAACAAACCUAGAUUCUCAACUAGAAAACAAAGACUUAAAUACCAAAGAAAAAAGUGAUCCAGGUGUGGAUGAAGACGAUGUAGAGGGAGAUUCUUUUUUUGAUGAUCCUAUACCCAAACCAGAAAGAACUUAUGGCUGGAAAACUGAAACUAAUAAAGCAGGAGGUCUAGCAUCCCUUUCUGACGCACCGCCUCUAAAAAGUGGAUUAAGCUCCCUGACUGGUGCACCUUUGCUAAAGGAGUCUGAUAAUUUGCAUAAAAACAGUGUUUUGAAAGACCUCCAGUUGGUGAAUGCAAAACUGGGAUCACUAGAAUUAGGAAAUGGAGAUGAUGACGAGUAUGCUGAUGACUUCAACAGUACUAGUCAUCGCUCAGAAAAAAGUGAUAUCAGUAUUGGUGAAGAAAUAGAUGAGAUUUCUGUGGGAACAGAAGAGUCAAUUGCCAGUGAUAAACUUGAAGGCAUCACACAAGACCUUACUAUUUCUCAGUUAAGUGAUGUGGCCGAUUAUCUAGAAGACGUGGCAUAG